AUGAAAUUAUUCGCUAUCAUCGCUUUGACGUUUAUCGUUGCUGUCAACUGUGCACCAGUUCAGAUAACUGACAAUAAUGUUGGAGACAUCGUAAGCGUUGGCGUCAAUGCAAACGCAAAUAUCAAGAGCGAAGUCAAUCAAGACAUCUUCAGCGUUAUCGCUGCAUUGAAAAACUAUGAACGCACCAGUAUUGGCAACAUUAGAGCUCCUAAUAUCCCCAACCUUCCCGACCUUCCUAGAGGUAUCGAAAUCACUCCUGAAAUGAUGGAAAGAAUUCAAGAUAUUUUAUGA
Messenger RNA from Clunio marinus, 291 nucleotides. The record is from the annotation of a GenBank genome assembly. NCBI's taxonomy places the organism in Eukaryota, Metazoa, Arthropoda, Insecta, Diptera, Chironomidae.